Molecule: messenger RNA, 4517 nt
Organism: Priapulus caudatus
Lineage: Eukaryota; Metazoa; Priapulida; Priapulimorpha; Priapulimorphida; Priapulidae
Product: choline transporter-like protein 1
Exons: 16
Coding region: 401-2347 (648 amino acids)
Biological process (GO): transmembrane transport
Cellular component (GO): membrane
Molecular function (GO): transmembrane transporter activity
Source: RefSeq, a predicted model, not a curated record
GCUGGUGUAAACAGUGAUCGGUGGUCCAUGUGUGUUGCUUCGGUUUACGGUGUAGGGUGUAGUUUGUGAUUGUAAGUAAACCUGUGUCCAGUGGAGAUUAAUAUACGUUGAUGGACUACUUUAAUACUACUUAUUAUAGCUCUACCAUAGAGUCCUUGGUUGGCACUGUCAAAGUGGAAGCUGCUCAUGUUAAGUGGGUUACAUGUCGCGUCCACUGGCUCUACCCGUUAGACCACAAACAGGUCGCGCCCGAGCUCUCUGCUCCCGCUGCUGCUGUGUUGUUGUGAAGGCGCGCUGGACGACUGAGGGACAGCAGCCAGAGUGACAGCCGUUGCCCCGCCGCUGCCUGCUUUCAUCGAUCUUGCUGCGUUAUCGUUUCAAGCCAGCGUAAAGAGUCACCAUGGGCUGCUGCUGUGCUAAAGAGGAGGAGGAGAAUGUGAACCCGAUGAAGAAACCACGAGGUUGCACGGAUGUUGUCGCGCUCAUGCUCUUCCUGCUAUUCUGGGGCGGCAUGAUUGUCAUCGCCGCGUUUUCCUUCACGUUUGGCGACGCUAAACGACUGAUCUACGGCUACGACUCGUACGGCAACAUCUGCGGCAAGAACAACACUCCCAUAAUGAAUCUGACAUAUUCGGGCAUCGACAUGACCGACAAGAAGUACGUGUUCUUCUUCGACCUGUGGAGCGUGCGUGAGUCGCGCUGCAUCUGCGUGCGCGAGUGUCCGCCGGCGACCAUCAGCACGCGGACGAUGCUGGAGGACUACGCGCGCGAGAGCGGCUCCUUCCUCUGCGACUACGACGUCCCCAUCAACGACUACAGCAACCAGAUGCUGGCGCCGGGCGGCACGAAGGGACCGUGCCCCAAGCUCAACGUACCCAAGCAGCUGCCUGUGCUGAACCGCUGCAUACCGGCAGACAUCGCCGAGGUGGGAGCGGAGGUGAUGGAGGACGUCUAUGCAUUCCUCAACGACAACGAUCUCGUGCAGAGCGUGCUCAUGGACCUCGGGAACGGCUGGAGCCUCAUGAUCCUGCUGUCGUUCAUCGCCGUGCUGCUGUCUCUGAUCAUCAUGGUAAUGAUGCACUGGAUGGCCGCAGUCAUUGUCUACCUGCUCUGUAUCCUAGCCAUGUUGGGAUCCUUAGUCGGCACGGCUCUGCUCUGGUUCAACUACGUCAUCGUGAAGAAGAAGCUGGAUUCGACGGUUGAGGAGAGAACGCUGGUCAGCUGGUGCAGCGACGAAACUCUCUUCCUCACCUUCUCCAUCGUCGCCACCGUGCUGACGGUGAUCCUAUUUCUCAUCAUACUGGUGAUGUUCAAGCGCAUGAAGCUGACCGUGGCUCUGUUCGGGGAGGCGGGCAAGGUCGUGCGCAGCAUGCCGUGUCUCCUCAUGCAGCCACUGUACACAUUCCUCGUGCUUAUCGCAUUCAUACUGUACUGGAUGACGGUGAUGAUGUUCCUUAACACAGCAGGUGCUAUAAUCAAGGACCCAGAGACAAACGAGACCAAGUUCCAGAAGGCACCGUGGCUGCAGUCGUUCUGGUGGUACCAGGUGGUUGGUUUUCUGUGGACGUGUGAAUUCAUCCUGGGCUGCCAGCAGAUGGUGGUGGCAGGAGCAGUAGCUUCGUGGUACUUCACCAGGGACAAGAACGAGCUGAAAGAUCCGAUCGGAAAGUCGAGAUGCAGACUCAUCAUACAUCAUCUGGGCACGGUGGCCCUUGGUGCAUUCAUCAUCACGCUAGUCAAACUACCAAGACUCAUCCUCAUAUGGGUGCAGGAAAAGUUAAAGGGUGGUGACAGCAACAGCACGUGUACAGAAUGGUGCCUCAAGUGCUGCACCUGCUGCCUCUGGUGUCUUGAGAAAUGUCUCAUAUACCUUAACCACAACGCGUACACUAUUACGGCCUAUGAAGGCUCAAGCUUCUGCCCUGCUGCGAAGAAAGCGUUCAACACGUUGUUCAGCAACGCGCUGCAGGUUGCCGCUAUCAACAGCGUCGGAGAUUUCGUUCUCUUCCUAGGCAAGCUGGCCAUCACCGGAUUCACUGGUCUCAUCGGCAUCCUCAUCUUUCAGAAUCAACCGGGCUACAAUUACUAUGCGAUCCUGGUGCUCAUCGUCUGUGUGUUUGCAUUCUUCAUUGCACACUGCUUUCUGUCCGUGUACGAGAUGGUGAUAGAUACGCUGUUCCUCUGCUUCUGUGAAGACCAGAAUAUGAACGAUGGGUCAUCGGGCCGGGAAUAUUACAUGGAAAAGUCGCUCAUGGAGUUUGUUAACAACAGCACGGCAGCGCUGAAGCGGUUAGAGAAUCCGUCAACUCCACGUGACGGCACGGCAGAAGAAAGGAACAGUAUGUAAGCGUGUCGGCCAUGACGCCUGCCGGUGUCGAAUUCAACCGAGUAAAGUCACAGUAUUAUCCAAAGCACAUGCUACUAUUAUAGUGAGUCAGCAGUGAUAUACGACUACGCCGUUCAAACGAAGCCGUUUCAUAGAUUUGCUGUCAUUUAACAAUUUGAUGUUUAGAUUAUCUGUUGUAUCACAUCUCAGGGUGGUAAUGGUUGUGUUGUCUCUUUUCGCUCUAGAUAGUUUUACGUAAGCAGUGUAAGUCGUUGGCAGUCACUGUCGAGUCUCUGCAUUUUAACGUGACAGCAAGUUUUAUCGUACAUUUAUAUUUGUUUUAUGUAAUAAGCAUGUUGAGCAGAAUACAUGCUCCUACGAUAUUUAACUGAUUAUUUAAAGUUUAAUCGUUCUCUGUCUGCGUUGUUAGGAUAUGCUGUACGUAUUGUUAUAGUUGGACUAGAUGAACUUAUCAAUAGAUGCAAUAGAAAUAGAAAUACAUAUGAUAUCUAUAGAAUGAGUGCAUUAGUUGAAUAAUCCCAAUCGAUGUAUUUAUUCUCUCAGCUGCCUAAACUAUGUCUAACAAACAGUUAGAGCCAGCCCAGUAUGAGGGGUGAUUCUAUUUCCGAGGUAAGACGGCCUUUGAUGUCGAGAUGCUAGGGGUAUGCACAUUAGCGUGUCUCCAGAUCCAGAUCAUGAAAUCUGUAGCAGGGAUAGCACCCGUAACAUCCUCCCCCUCCCCCCAUCUUAACUCUGCAUUAGUUAGUUUUAAUGAACGUACCUGUACCAGCAAUGAUAUAGUCGUGUUUUUUAUACAUUUAGUGUGCUCUACUUCUGUGACUGACCUAGCCAUAAGUUAGUUAUAAGUUAUAAGAGUGCAACUUGUCCAGAUGAGCUGUUUAGCGCCACGUUUAAAAAGUUUUCCGUUGUCUUGUUGUUCUCUGUGCAUGUAUGGCCGGGUAAUACACUCAAUGUGAAAAGGGACCUACCAUCAAUGCUAGUGGCCCUGCCCCUUGUUUCCUUGGGUGUUCUGUCAUUUUUGACUGGGCCAACUGAUCAUAUAGUACUGAUGUUGUGUUCGGCUAAAAUCAAGUAACAUGCAUUGUCAGUGUAGAUCAAACUACACAUUAGAGCUACACAAGAGUUCGUUGAAAAUAAAGAUGUUAAUAAAUAUUAUUUAACAUGGUUAUUGCCGACUAUGGAUUGUCACGUAACAUGCAGACGCAUUUAUACUCUGAAUUCUGAUAGUUACGUGUAAAAACAAGAAACUAGAGUUUACAACGACUAAAGUCAAGCUUUAGCAGACGAAUAUUGUCAUAUGAUAUGUUUGAAGGUUAUAAUUGCUACUGUAGCAAUGCAGAGAAAUAUAUUACUUAUGAUAUAGUAAUAAUAAUUAUUUUCCAAAUUGGUUGUCUGUCCACCAAUUUUGUUGGACUAUUGAAUUUACUAUUAUACCCCGACUUCAAUAUAUACACGUCUCACGUACUAUACUUACCACAAUCAUGUUUGUUCGUAAAGGAUUUUAUUCCUAAACAUGUGCAUAAAUCUGAUGAAGAUAUUUAUUUUGCGCUUUUAGAUUCUGCUUGUGAUCAUUCAUUAAAUUAAAACAAAUGUAUUUUUGUCUGUAUUGGACAUCUAUUUGUGUGAUUAUACUGUUAUGUGUAAAACAGUUAAACAAAAUGUGAACAAUUAAAUGUAAUUCAAUGCCAUUUCACGUGAACAUAAUUUUAUCGAGCGCAUUGGCAUUUUGAUAAAUGUAAUUUAUAAUUAUUUUACUUAAUUAUGUAUCUCUGUGGUUGUUGACUAUCGGUCUGUAUGCUCCGAGCACAUUUGAAUUUUUCUGCAUGUUUGUAUGUGCUGGUGUGCGAGUGUGACUGUGGGAACCAUGGUACUAUAUGGGUUUCUAUUGAGUUGUGCAUAAACCUAUCAAAUGUUCCAUCUAAUCUUCAAAAGAAAUUUUAUUGCUAUGAACUUUAAUCCCAAGGCAGAUAACCUAUAUAUAUCAGUAAAGAACUGCAUUCCACUCUUAAACAACUGUACUGUACUUAACUGCAGUGGUACCUACUUAUUCAUGUCCCACGAUCUGGUUGCUGACAAUUUGUGAACUGUUUACAUAGUGACGAAUGUAAGGUCUAUUACGUGUGAGUUCGUGUUUUUAUGAUAUAUGUCCAAUACAAUGAUUUUUAUCAUA